AUGGCUGUGAAUCUACUAGGAAAUUCAGAUAUUGAUGCACGCAUCAUUCUUAAUGUUGGUGGAACGCGUUUUGAAACGUUAAAAUCAACAUUAAAAAAGCUACCGGCAACGCGUCUGUCCAAGUUAACGGAGCAAUUGUCCUACUACGAUCCGAUUUUAAAUGAAUACUUCUUCGAUCGUCAUCCAGGUGUGUUUUCUCAAAUCUUAAACUAUUAUCGAACUGGCACAUUACAUUAUCCGACGAAUGUUUGCGGACCUUUAUUCGAAGAUGAAUUAUCCUAUUGGGGUUUACAAAGAGAAGAUGUCGAGCCGUGCUGUUGGAUGACGUAUACGAAACAUCGAUCAACCGCUGAAACAUUAUCGAUUUUGGACAGCUUAGAACUAGACACAGUCCGUUCGUCACAACAAGAAGUGAUGAAAAAGUUCGGCUGGGACGAUAAUUUUGACUACAUUCAAGGACAUUUACCACGAUAUAAACGAUUGAUGAUGAUUAUUUGGCAAAUCUUCGAAGAACCACGCUCGUCAACAGUUGCCAAAGUGAUUACUGUGAUCUCUAUAUUUUUCAUUCUCGUUUCGAUUCUUUCCUUUGUUCUUCAAACAUUAUCGAUGUUUCGAAUAAGUGAUAUCGACUUCGUCACCGUCUAUGUUAACAAAACUAGUACGGACCGCACACCAACACUUAAUCGACAGAAUGUUCAUCCAUCAUUCGAUGUGGUCGAAUGGAUAUGUAAUACGUGGUUCAUCUUCGAAAUCAUGAUUCGAUUCAUUGUCAAUCCAAACAAGAAAGAAUUUUGCCAAUCAACUCUGAAUAUUAUUGAUUUUCUCGCGACGUCAUGGUUUUAUUUCACAUGGGCAUUAACAAAAUUACAUGUCAAUGAUAAUGAAGCCCUCGAUCUUUUGUCAACGAUACGUAUCAUGCGUUUAUUUAAAUUAUUCAACCAUCAUCCUGGCUUAAAAGUUAUCAUCACAUCAAUGAAAUUCUCCUCAUCCGUUUUGUGGUUGCUUAUCUUCUUUGUUCUCAUUGCUGUCGCCAUAUUCGCGUCAUUAAUUUAUUAUGCUGAACGAAUGACAUCACGACAUCCGGCUGAUAAUAUGUUUGGUUCCAUACCGGAUGCAUUAUGGUUCAACAUAAUCACGAUGUCAACUAUUGGCUACGGAGAUCUGUACCCGAAAACAAUGCUAGGCAUGUUAAUUGGAGCUGUCUCGACAGUGGCUGGCGUAUUGAUUAUUGAUUUACCCAUGCCAAUCAUUGUGGAAACAUUUGCAAAUUUUUACACGCAUUUACGUGCACGUUCGAAAUUACCUAAAACGCGUCGUAAGAUUGGUCCGGCAGAGCCCGUUGUUACUAAACGCGCAGCUGUCACAGCAAUGGAUAAUGGGCAAAAUCUGAAAUUGCUUGGACAAUCUUCCAAAGCAGCCGCAAUGUUCGCAAAUAAAACAAUGAUUAAUAAUAAUAUCAUGUCUUCAGUAGCUUAA
This is a messenger RNA of Adineta ricciae, 1476 nucleotides long. The record is from the annotation of a GenBank genome assembly. Lineage: Eukaryota; Metazoa; Rotifera; Eurotatoria; Adinetida; Adinetidae.